AUGCCACGUAAGCUACGUAAGAAUAUACGUAAGAGGAAGGGAGCAUUGAAACAUCCAAUAGUAAAACUGACACCACAACAACAGUUGCAACAACAAAUGAUGAAUGACCCCACUAUGUUGCAACAAAUGUCAAGCAACCCUAUGCUUUUAAACCGAGUUAUUGGUGCACAGAGUGGAGGUUUAAGAGCGGCACUUUUAGCGAAAAUGGCAGGCUAUGGUGGAGCUGCAGACGGAACAGCUUAUAACCCUCAAAGUCAAAUGAAUUUGAGUUCACUCAAAAAUCAAAUAACAGAUGUCAAAAAGUCAAACAUAGACAUACAGAAACAAAUAAGUGAAAACGAAAAGAAACUAGAAUAUGACAGACACACAAAGAAACUCAAUGAGUUAAACGUAGAGAAAAAGAAGAAAGAAGAACAACUGAAAGAACUAAGUACAGAGGAAUAUGCGAAAAAAGUGUCAGAAAAAGCAGCAGAAGUAGCAAAAAUGGAACAAGAUGUUAUAAAUUUGAAAAACCAUACUACUCAAUAUAAAGUACUGAAAGAUGAAGAGAUAAAACAAAAAGCCCUGAAGACAUAUAUGGAUAGCGAUGAGUAUAAAAAAGAAGUUGAAGCAAAUGUAAAGGCAGAAAAACUUUUACAGUUGCAAAACCAAACCGUACAGUAUGAAAACUUAGCACAAGAAAGUAAAAAUAACGACGCAGCCAUGCAAAAGGCAAUGAAAAGCGCAGAAUAUAUAAAAGCUAAUAAUGACUGGUUAGAUGCCCAAGCCAACGCUAAAGCAGCCCAACUUAUAGGGUCAAUAAGGACAAAAAUACAAGCGGAUGAAGACAGUUCAAAUGAAGCUUUAAUGAAUGCUGACUUUAAGAACGCCUUCGAAGCUCUUCAUAGUAAGGUGAAACUAGUGAACGACUUCUCAUCUGGAAAGAAACUGAAGUCUGAAGGUUUCGACAAAGAGUUAAGAGAA
Molecule: messenger RNA, 963 nt
Organism: Trichomonas vaginalis G3
Lineage: Eukaryota; Parabasalia; Trichomonadida; Trichomonadidae
Product: protein of unknown function, DUF4106 family
Exons: 1
Source: RefSeq, a predicted model, not a curated record